Copidosoma floridanum is the source of this 2954-nucleotide messenger RNA. Its product is annotated as U2 snRNP-associated SURP motif-containing protein-like. Gene Ontology annotation, molecular function: RNA binding. Gene Ontology annotation, biological process: RNA processing. Gene Ontology annotation, cellular component: nucleus. The record is from RefSeq and is a predicted model, not a curated record. NCBI's taxonomy places the organism in Eukaryota, Metazoa, Arthropoda, Insecta, Hymenoptera, Encyrtidae.
CAUUAUUAUAUACCCUAGUGAAAUUUAAUUAUUCAAAGGGAGGUUUGAAUAAACGUGUUGAGAAUAUUAGAACAAGUUAUGAGUUGUCAGUUUUAAUUAGAGUUAACUAAGUGACUCUAUCGUUCAAAUAUAACUUAAAAUAGCUGAGUGCUGACCCUGGUUUAUAUAUGAUAUAUAAAUUUUAUAUAUAAAUCACGAUGGACAAAAACCUUAUAAAACCAAUUGCCGAAAAAAAGCUCAAAGCGUUCUCCAUCGGCACAAUCGGCAAAAGGCCAAUAAGCAAGAAAGAAAUCGAAGAGCAGCGCAAGAAAGAACAGGAUCAAGCUGCAGCCCAGAUUUUUGGAGAGUUCAUUGCAACCUUUCAAGACAACUCCACCUCAAAUGUUGGCAAAGUUUGGAUCAAAGCUGGCACCUAUGAUGCUGGCAAACAAUAUGAGGACACCAGAGACAAGGGAAAGGUGUACAAGCCGCAAUUAAAACUUUUAGACAAUGGUUCAAUUCAGGAGCACGAUAAAAUCAAGCUUUUUGCCUGCGAUGAGCCCAAGUUGGAAGGGCUCGGUAAAAAAAAAAAAGAGGUAGUAAAAAAAAAGAGCAAUCUUGAAUUGCUCAAAGAAGAGUUGAAAAUGAUUCACGAAGAGAGAGAGGGAAAGUACAAAUACCAAGGAGGAAGUGUAAAUUCUGUCUUGAUACAAAGGGGUGAUGCUAUGUUGGGAGCUGUUGAAUCAGCAGAAGGUUUGGAUAAUAGAGAUCCAAAUACAACGAACUUGUACAUAGGAAAUUUAAAUCCCACGAUGACUGAACAGCAAAUUAUGGAGAUUUUCGGAAAAUUUGGUCCGUUAGCUAGUGUAAAAAUUAUGUACCCCCGAAGCGACGAAGAAAGAGCAAGGCAAAGAAAUUGCGGUUUUGUUGCAUUUAUGUGCAGAAAAGAUGGUGAAAGAGCCCUGAAAAAUCUCCGUGGUCAAGAAAUCAUGUCAUAUCAAUUGAAAUUAAGCUGGGGCAAAAGUGUACCUAUUCCUCCAUAUCCAAUAUAUAUUCCUCCUGUGUUAAUGGAAAUCAUACAGCCACCACCUCUAUCUGGAUUGCCCUUUAACGCGCAACCUCAUCGACGUGAUAAAGACAAGAUACAAAGAAACUGUCAUUUUCAAAGUGAAGAUACUAAGGAAAUGGAAAACUUUAAAAAGGUUUUGCAGAAUGCAGUUGUUAAAGUUGUUAUUCCGACAAAUAGAAACUUGAUCAUGUUGAUACAUAGAAUGAUAGAAUUUGUUGUUCGAGAAGGACCCAUGUUUGAAGCCAUGAUCAUGAAUCGAGAAAUCAACAACCCAAUGUUUAGAUUUUUAUAUGAAAAUCAUUCUCCAGUUCACGCAUACUACCGAUGGAAGUUAUUUUCUAUUUUACAAGGAGAUACUCAAAAAGAAUGGCGUACGGAAGACUUCAGGAUGUUUCAGGGUGGUAGUAUUUGGCGUCCGCCGCCGAUGAAUCUUUGGACCCAAGGAAUGCCUGAUGGACUAAUUGAAGUGGAAGAAGGUCAAGAUCAACCAAGAGAAAGUCUUUCAGACAGUCAAAGAGAUAGAUUAGAAAAUUUGUUAAGAAAUAUCGUGCCAGAGCGACUGAAAGUUGCAGAAGCCAUGGUAUUUUGUAUAGAGCAUGCUGAAGCUGCAGAGGAAAUAUGUGAUUGCAUAUCAGAGUCAUUAUCGAUUUUGCAAACUCCAGUCAGUAAAAAAAUUGCCAGACUUUAUUUGAUAUCUGAUAUUUUGCAUAACUCUAGUGCCAAAGUUACGAAUGCUACAAUUUACAGAAAAGCGUUUGAGUCGAGAUUGUUAAAAAUUUCGAAGGAAGUUUACCAAGCUUAUAAACAAUUCGAUAGCCGAUCAAAAGCUGAAGCUUUUAAAGGGAGAGUCAUGAAAAUACUUGAAGCAUGGGAAGAUUGGUCAGUUUACCCUCGAGAAUUUUUAGUUCACCUUAAAAACAUUUUUUUGGGUCUAAAUCAGGUAAGGGAAGUUCAACAGGAAAAUAAAGAGAACAUAAACGGCACUCAGUUGUCAGACAUUGAUGGUGAUGCUGUAGAAGAUCUAGAUGGUAUUCCUUUAGACGGAGCUGCUUUUUUAAAAGAAGCUAUGGAGCGAGGACUUACUCCUCAAGUUUUAAAUAAUGACAGUAUCGACGGAAUGACAAUGGAAGAUGACAUUGAUGGAAUUCCUAUGGAAAGUAAUGAUGAUAGUGCAGAUUUUAAGAUCGAAGAUGUACAAAAACUGUCAUUGCCAGCUGGAUUUAUACCUUCGAAAUGGGAAACAGUCGAUCCCGAUCAAGUUCAGGCUCAAGCAAUGACGACAGAUAAGUGGGAAGAGCUUGGGCCAAACGAGAGAUUGAAUUUGCAAAGUAAAAGUAAGGACUCGAGAGACGACGUUGAAGAAAGACGAAAAAUAUUACGCGAGAUUGAAGUAAAGGCCAUGCAAUAUCAAGAUGAGUUAGAAAGUGGAAAAAGAUCACUGAAAGAAGGAAGGACAAUUGAAUCUCAAGUGGAUCACUAUCGUAAGAAACUCAUAAAAAAGAGUGAACGAAUGAUGAAAGAAAAUAAUAGUGAAGAUAAAGAUGAUGACAGACGAAAAGAUAAACGAAGUUCUCCAUUAGACUCAUCCUCUUACAGAAGUAGAAAACACAGCAAUCCGAGCCCACCGUCAAAAGGAGGUAAUAGAUAUCUUAGUCGAUCCUCGCGAGAACGAAGGUCUCGCUCACCGUGCACUAAGUCAUUACAGUAUACACCUUCACCACCUCGAGUAAAACGGUCACCUUCUCCUACAUAUUCGAGGAGGUUUUUGUCUCGCCAAUCGCCAACUGAGCGCAAAAGACGACGUUCACCCGCAUUGUCACCUACUUCCUCGAGGUCUUCGAAAUACAGAGCUGCCAGUCCUACAUCACCUGUACCAAGAAAACACUACCACAAGCAUAAAUAUUAG